Melopsittacus undulatus (budgerigar) is the source of this 1134-nucleotide messenger RNA. RefSeq names its product potassium inwardly rectifying channel subfamily J member 10 (gene KCNJ10). Gene Ontology annotation, biological process: regulation of monoatomic ion transmembrane transport; potassium ion import across plasma membrane. The record is from RefSeq and is a predicted model, not a curated record. Gene Ontology annotation, molecular function: inward rectifier potassium channel activity. Gene Ontology annotation, cellular component: plasma membrane. NCBI's taxonomy places the organism in Eukaryota, Metazoa, Chordata, Aves, Psittaciformes, Psittaculidae. The transcript has a single exon. The coding region runs from base 1 to 1134 and encodes 377 amino acids.
AUGACGUCCUCCACCAAGGUGUUCUACAGCCAGACCACGCAGACCGAGAGCCGGCCGCUCAUGGGGCCGGGGCUGCGCCGGCGCCGCGUCAUGACCAAGGACGGCCGCAGCAAUGUGCGCAUGGAGCACAUCGCCGACAAGCGCUUCCUGUACCUCAAGGACCUGUGGACAACCUUCAUCGACAUGCAAUGGCGCUACAAGCUCGUCCUCUUCUCCGCCACCUUCGCCGGUACCUGGUUCGCCUUCGGCGUCGUGUGGUACCUGGUGGCUGUGGCGCACGGGGACCUGCUGGAGUUCGAGCCGCCGGCCAACCACACACCGUGUGUGAUGCAGGUGCACACCCUCACCGGCGCCUUCCUCUUCUCCCUCGAGUCCCAGACCACCAUCGGCUACGGGUUCCGGUACAUCAGCGAGGAGUGCCCGUUGGCCAUCGUGCUGCUCAUCACCCAGCUGGUGCUCACCACCAUCAUGGAGAUCUUCAUCACCGGCACCUUCCUGGCCAAGAUCGCGCGGCCCAAGAAGCGCGCCGAGACCAUCCGCUUCAGCCAGCACGCGGUGGUGGCGCAGCACGCCGGCAAGACCUGCCUCAUGAUCCGCGUGGCCAACAUGCGCAAGAGCCUCCUCAUCGGCUGCCAAGUGACCGGCAAGCUCCUGCAGACUCACCUCACCAAGGAGGGCGAGAGCAUCCACCUCAACCAGCUCAACGUGGACUUCCAGGUGGACACGUCCUCGGACAGCCCCUUCCUCAUCCUGCCCCUCACCUUCUACCACGUGCUGGACGAGGGCAGCCCCUUGCGGGACGUGGCGCUGCGCCGCGGCCAAGGCGACUUCGAGCUGGUGGUGAUCCUCAGCGGCACCGUGGAGUCCACCAGCGCCACGUGCCAGGUGCGCACGUCCUACCUGCCCGAGGAGAUCCUGUGGGGCUACGAGUUCACUCCGGCCAUCUCCCUCUCGGCCAGCGGCAAGUACGUGGCCGACUUCAGCCUGUUCGACCGCGUGGUGGAGGCGCCGGCGCCGCGCGGCACUCACCGCGGUGGGGACCCCGACAAGGUGAAGCUGGAGGAGUCCCUGCGGGAAGCGGCCGAGCGGGAGCGGGAGGGGGCAGCGCUCAGCGUGCGCAUCAGCAAUGUCUGA